Molecule: messenger RNA, 1076 nt
Organism: Sardina pilchardus (European sardine)
Lineage: Eukaryota; Metazoa; Chordata; Actinopteri; Clupeiformes; Clupeidae
Product: NAD(P)(+)--arginine ADP-ribosyltransferase 2-like
Exons: 3
Coding region: 160-975 (271 amino acids)
Molecular function (GO): NAD+-protein-arginine ADP-ribosyltransferase activity; NAD+ poly-ADP-ribosyltransferase activity
Source: RefSeq, a predicted model, not a curated record
GUGUGUGUGUGUGUGUGUGUGUGUGCAGGCCUAUGUGUGUGUCUGUGUGGUGAAAUAGGGAGAUAAAAGGACAUACAGACAUUGGGUGAACAUCAGUUUGAAGACUGUGACAUCCUCUACUUCUGUGCGCGAUUAGGAACUAAAUCAGUUACUGUUACGAUGAAGGCCCAUAUUCUGAUGCUGGUCAUGGUGACUACAACAAUGGGUUACAGGGUGCUUGAUCUAUACAAGGCAUGGCCCUUAGACAUAGCACCCAACUCUAUUGAUGACAUCUACUCUUCCUGCACAGAGGAAAUGUCCGAUGGGAUCUCUGGUUAUCUGGCCAAUGACAUGAAUGCAAAUCCUGAUUUUAAAAUAGCAUGGAAAAAUGCAGAGAAGAAUAACAAGCACACAAAUCCAGAAAAUAAUCUGACUGUAAACCAUAUGAUUGCCAUCCGAGUGUACGUCAGCGGGGGACGUUAUGAGAUCUACAACAAGUUUAAUGCAGCUGUGCGUGAGGGCAGGAAUAUUUACAAGACAACCAAGUUCACCUACAAGGCUCUCCACUUCCUGCUGACUGAUGCCCUCAAGCUCCUGAAAGAGAACCAACAGCAGAGAAAGAACCAAAAGCAAAAAGAGAACCGAAUCCAGAAAGAGAACCAAAAGCAGUGCAUGACCACCUACCGUAGAACCAAUGUGGACUUUGACACAAAUGUCAAGGAGAUCCGAUUCGGAAGCUUCACAUCGACCUCUCUCAGUAAAGAUCUCGACCGUUUUGGUGAUAAGUCCUGUUUCCAAAUAUAUACCUGUCAUGGUGCUGCUCUGGGGAAUUACUCACAUUUGCCUAAAGAGGAAGAGGUGUUGAUCCCACCUUAUGAGAAAUUUAGAGUUGUGAGGGAUAAAAGAAACGCAUGGUGUCGUGAAGUGUACAAGCUGACCAGCACUGGUAUCCUUAGUAAUUUGGAUUGUGCACUAUAUAAGACACUGUAUGCGUAGGGCAAUGUAAGAUUAAUGCUUUCUCAUUUAAUAGAAACAUGUGGCUGUUGAAUUGAUGACCCAUACAGAGCUUUGAAAAUAAAAUUAUAUUUUUGAUCCAA